AUGUGGACUCUUUUGGUUCUCUGCAGUGUGGUCACCUUACAUGGAGUGCAAGGUGCUGUUCGCCUCCAAACAACUGAGGAAACACCAACACCACCAGCUGAUAUAAAACUCGCCACAUAUUCUGCUACACCAGACCAGCCCUCAUGUCGUUACAACUGCGGCUGGCACCUGGGAAGCUGUUCCUGCACAAGCUCUUGCCGUAGCUAUGGCAACUGUUGCCCUGACUACAACUAUUACUGCCCAGCUACGACUCAAAGACCUCACGUCACACCUCGGCCCUCGUGUUAUAACAACUGUGGCUGGCACAUGGGAAGCUGCUCCUGCACGGGCUCUUGUCAAUACUAUGGCAACUGUUGCUAUGACUACCACACUACCUGUCUGCCUACUACAACUCCCAGACCUAUCAGACCAACCACAGCUUACUGCUAUGCAACCACCACAGCUCAGCCCUCAUGUCGUUAUAACUGCGGCAGACACAUGGGAAGCUGCUCCUGCUCAAGCUCUUGUGAAUGGAAUGGCAACUGUUGUUAUGAUUACUACUCUGUCUGCUAUGCCUCAACUCAGGCACCAACCACUGCAAUGCCCUGUGGAGGCUCUCUGUAUGGCUCUGGUACCUUCUCCAGCCCAAACCAUCCCAACUACUACGACGACAACACCUACUGCGUCUGGCAGCUCAGGGCUGAGUAUGACCAAAGAAUCGUCCUGUCAUUCUCAUACCUGCAAAUGGAGAACUGCUGCAACUGCGACUACAUUGCUGUCUACGACGGGCCGUCUGUUGGCUCACGAUAUCUGGGGAAAGUGUGCAACAACAGUUUGACUUCUUUCUACUCCACCUCCAACUACAUGACCGUGCUCUUCCGGACUGAUGGUUCUGUCGUUGGCCGAGGCUUCAGUGCAGACUUCAUCAGCUCUCUACCUCCGAGCUCAGGUCGAGUGGACUGUUCCUCAGACACCAUGAAUAUUGUAAUCCAGAGGAGUUACCUGAACUCUCUCGGCUACGACGGGUAUAGUCUGUACCUGAAUGACUCGUACUGCAGACCCCGGGUCACCAGUUAUCAGGUGGUCUUCAGCUUCCCCAUUAACACAUGUGGCAACGUGCGAAAGUUUGAGCAGGGCAGAGUUGUUUACACCAACAGUCUCCGUGCCUACACCUCCAGCUCCGGAGAAAUCACACGUCAGUCUCACCUUAAGAUCAACGUGGGCUGUCGGAUGGAGCAGGACUCAGUGGCCCAGAUCAUGUAUGUUGUGCGUCAUCAUGGUAACAGCAGCAUUACAGGCACAGGCAGAUUCAACACCACCAUGGAUUUCUACACAUCCAGCAGCUUCUACUAUAAGGUGAAUCAAUUUCCAUAUGAGGUGACACUCAACCAGAACUUGUAUGUCCAAGUGGACCUGAGGAGGAGUGACAGCUCUCUGGUCCUCUUUCUUGACACCUGUGUGACCUCACCAUCACCCCAUGAUUUCUACAGCAGACCUUACUACCUGGUCCGCAACGGCUGUCCUGCAGACAACACCUACGCGGCCUACUACUCUGGGACCCGGCCCUACGCCCGCUUCACUUUUAAAUCCUUCCAGUUCCUGAGAGCCACAGAGUCGGUGUACAUUCAGUGCAAGGUCCUGAUAUGCCAAGCCUCCGACUACAGCUCCCGCUGCCGCCGAGGCUGCAUGAAACGUGCGACCAGAGACCUGGGAUCACAGCACGACAGCGAAACUCUGGUCCUGGGUCCCAUCCAACUGAAAGACCCUGAGAAAAAGGAAGAAAAGACUCUUGAGGAGGAAAGGGCUUAACUUGAUUCUGCAGUGAGCUGCUUCUAUUAUCUUUACAAAUGAUUACAGCUGAUUCUGUUCAUGGUGACACUGAAUCAUAGCCACCAUUUUUAUUAUUUUACCACAUUAACUCAUUAAAGGCAUCAUCAAAAGACAA
Plectropomus leopardus (leopard coralgrouper) is the source of this 1924-nucleotide messenger RNA. NCBI's taxonomy places the organism in Eukaryota, Metazoa, Chordata, Actinopteri, Perciformes, Serranidae. The record is from RefSeq and is a predicted model, not a curated record.